AUGACUUUGAAACCUUCUUCCACCAAUAUUAUUCCAUUUGCACCCUCAAAACUAAUGGCUGCAGAAGCCCCAAUCAAGAUUGGCACAAAGGGAACUGUUGGAUCACUCAUGAUGAAAGAGAUCGAGUACUUUAACCGGCUUGAAGCGGCUGCUACUUCGAACGUUGGUCAACCAAAACCCAAGAUAGAUCAUCAUUCAGUGAACAUAGCACCCAAAAGAAAGAAAAGAAGCAACAAGUUUGUGCCGAGCAUUUGUUCGGCCAUUGAUGUAGCCGAUCACAACGGGCGGAAAAUGGUUUCGGGGUUUGGUUAUAGAACUCUUAAAGCGGAUGUUGGAAGAUUGCAAGUUUAG
Molecule: messenger RNA, 351 nt
Organism: Helianthus annuus (common sunflower)
Lineage: Eukaryota; Viridiplantae; Streptophyta; Magnoliopsida; Asterales; Asteraceae
Exons: 1
Coding region: 1-351 (116 amino acids)
Source: RefSeq, a predicted model, not a curated record